Styela clava is the source of this 2162-nucleotide messenger RNA. NCBI's taxonomy places the organism in Eukaryota, Metazoa, Chordata, Ascidiacea, Stolidobranchia, Styelidae. The record is from RefSeq and is a predicted model, not a curated record.
UUUCAUCUUAUUAUCUCUUAUAUUUGUAUGGAUUCUCAAGCUUUUUUAAAGGAACAAUUGGUAGUUGGUGACAUGGAAAAAUGGUCCGUUUUUUUUCUUCGGUCGGGUUUUCGGUCGUAACUAUUUUGUUUGUUUGCGCAUUUUAGUGUAAUUUCGUAGAGCUACGAGGGAUGAGUGGACGAUAACGUGUGAGAAAUAUCGUCGCGGUUCAUUAUUUUUUCGGCACUAAUUUAAUCGAUGAAGUUGAUGGUCGUGGCCGCAAAGUGGAUUUUGGAUAAAGUUAUGUCGCUGGAUUUUGCCAAUGAACUUUUCCAUUCCAAGAUCUCAUGCAGUUGUGUUUGUGCAGAUGGAUAUGAAGUUGCAAAUUUAAUCAGCAAGAACUGUGCGGAGAGAAAUAAAGGAUUCCAAGGCGAAAGGUUCGUGAGGACACCAGUAAUUCUACAACUACAAUUCUACGUUCCUAUAUCAAUACAUAAGGUGGAAUUGACGCCUUAUAUCGGCAAGCAAUGUUGCAAAGUUAUUCAACUAUAUGUAUCUAACACGUACCCUCUUGGGGAAAAGAACGAAACAAACACAAAUAUGAAUUUCGAUUAUAAUGAUGAACGUUUUCGAAGAACUGGAAUUGCGAAUUUAUUGGAACCUACAAUUCUGACUUUUGUGAACCGCGGUUAUCACCCACACCCAAGAAUAGACUUUCAUCCUAAUGUUACGAAUGGUGAAAUUGAAUUUACUCGAGGGAAUUUGAGUUUUGUGACUUCGAUUAGAAUUAUAGUUCGACAAAUGCUGCAUGGGAGUAUUCCAUCAUUGAAAUCUUUACGAAUUUGGGGCCGACCUUCGAAGUCAUGCUUAAAAGAACAUUAUAACGAAAUAAUGCAGAUGCAAAAUAAUUUAUCAAAAAAUGUACAACCUAGCCAUAAUAUAAACUUAUUCAAUUCCGCCAACAAUUUGGGAUUGAAAGUAACAGAGAAGGACUUAAACGAACAAGAAACGGAAUUAAACUUUAAAGAUGAGCAAAAACCAAAUCCGAACUUCAACCCCACGGAACCAACCACUUUUCCACGAGAAUUCUUAGAUCCAUUGACAUGUGAGCGCAUGAAGUUACCGGUAUUACUUCCUAGCGGACAUACCGUUGACCGGACAACUCUUGACAAGCAUAUAAAAUCACAGCAUGAAAUGGGGAACAUACCCUCCGACCCUUUUACUGGAAUUCCUUUUACUGAGGCAUCCAAGCCUCAACCGAACGUAGAAUUAAAAUUGAGAUUGGAUGCUCAUUUUCUUAAAACUGCAAAAGAUUGUAAUGGAAAUACACUAUGCAAUGAGCCAGAAAAGAGUGCAUUAACCACAAAUGUGUCUUCAAAACUUCAAGAGUGUGAUAAUAGCACUCAAUGUAGUAGCAAAGACAUUUGCCAAGCUUCUGGAAAAAAUACACCAUGCAAUAUUCCUCAAAAAAGAACGCUAGUCCUUAACGAAUCCUCAAAACUUCAAGAGUGUACUGAUAGCACUCAAUGUAGUAGUACAUCUGAGAGUCGAACACAAGCGUUAUGUGCAUCUACAGCCCAAAAUGACAUUUCGAAACUUUCCCAUACAGAGCUAUAUAGCUCAAAUUUUUUACCUCAAAAACGAAAAUUGAAUCAACCUUCAGCCACCUCUUCCAAUCACCUAAACCAGCUUUCAACCAGUUUAAAUACAUCUCUAGCUUCUCUAAACAACCCCCAAAAUAGCAAAAAAAGAAAAUUAAUUGCUCUAAACACAGAAACUACCACCUCAAAUCUUUAUUGCUCAAAAUGCAACAUAUUUUUAUCAUCCACUGUAGUGCAAUACAGGCUACAGUGUUCCCAUAUUAUUUGUUCUUCCUGUUUGCGGAACACUAACAGAAAUGCUGCUAACAAUUUUACUUGUAACGCUUGCUAUUCUAUAUGUGAGUAUAAGUAUAUUGAAAGGGUGCAUUUUUAGUUUUUUUUGGAAGUUGUUAUUCAAGUGAGUGAUCCAAUAAUUUAGAGAUUAUACUUUUUGUAAGCGUGAUGGCCUCCAUCAUUUCAUACAUGGGGGCUCCCGAAGUAUGCGAACCAAGAUGCCGGACAUCGGAAUGUAAUAUGUGUACUAGGUUAGGGUUAGGCCAUAAUUUUAGGUAUAAAUACUACGGGAGGCUCUUGGCUAGUCUU